Messenger RNA from Conger conger (European conger), 1111 nucleotides. RefSeq names its product gap junction delta-3 protein-like. Gene Ontology annotation, biological process: cell communication. Gene Ontology annotation, cellular component: connexin complex. Bases 272 to 1111 code for a protein of 279 amino acids. The transcript has 2 exons. NCBI's taxonomy places the organism in Eukaryota, Metazoa, Chordata, Actinopteri, Anguilliformes, Congridae. The record is from RefSeq and is a predicted model, not a curated record.
GGAGCGCUCUUCGCACUUCAGUCAGCGCGCGAGCGCUUAUACCUCGGAAUUAUCGUCAAGAAAACUUCACAAAACUACGCGAACAAUAUUUCUCGGCCGGUAAUUCUAGUGACACUAGGGAGGAGGGAACUGGCUUACGAAAGCACCUUGUGGACAUAGCAAACCCAGCGAGGGUUUUCGGAGUCAGACUGUGGAGAGGAUCAUAAGGCUGCCGCUGUGACACGCCGAUUGGGUCUGCUUUGAGGGUGCUGUCUCUGCGGAGAGCUUCACCAUGGCGGAGUGGGGCUUCCUCAGCGACCUGUUUGAGACUCUGCAGGUCCACUCGACUAUGCUGGGCCGCUUCUGGCUGCUGCUCAUGCUGGUCUUCCGCAUGCUGAUCCUGGGCACCGUGGCCUCGGACAUGUUCGAGGACGAGCAGGAGGAGUUCGCCUGCAACACCCUGCAGCCGGGCUGCAAGCAGGUCUGCUACGACGAGGCCUUCCCCAUCUCCCAGUACCGCUUCUGGGUUUUCCACAUUGUGCUCAUCUCCACACCCUCCAUGGUCUUCGUCAUGUACGCCGUGCACCACAACAAGAAGAAGUUGGAAGGACGCUGCCAGGACUCUGCCUCCUGCUUCCAGGAGGAGAGGCAAAUGCGACGGCUCUACAUUGUCAACGUGGGCUUCCGCUUGCUGGCGGAGCUGGCCUUCGUGGUGGCCCAGUGGUGGCUCUACGGCUUCCGGGUGGAGGCCCAAUUCCCCUGCAGCCGCUUCCCCUGCCCCUACACGGUGGACUGCUUCACCUCCCGGCCCAUGGAGAAGACGGUGUUCCUCUGCUUCUACUUUGCCGUGGGCGUGAUAUCGACCCUGGCCAGCUUUGCAGAGAUGCUGCACAUCACCUGCAAGUGGUUCUCCGUCAGGGAGCCCCGCUACAGCAGCCAGAACAAGAACAACCUGGCCCAGGAGGAGGCCUUAGCUCUGAAGGGCUCUGGACGCACGUCGCCCAGGGACAGCCGGAGCAGUGGCAACAGGCACAAAUUUGUCUCCGUGCGCAGCACCAGCAGUGGAAAGUUUUCCAGUAUUGGUCGCAAGAACUCCAAAACCAAGAGCCUCAAUUCCAGCAUAGCUGUAUAA